AUGGAAACACUGAAGUACAAGUACCGCAAAGUUGGACUUCAUUCCAGUGCUGGAGAAAAUGCUCCUAGUCACAUUCCAUGGCCGCCUGACCGAGGCGCUCAAACCCUCACCUCUGCACACCUGGAUGAGGGGAAUUCCAUAGGAGGCUGCCAUGUCGCCGGAGCUCUUGAUGGGGCAGAUUUGAGCGUGCUGUCAGAGGGCGGGGGCAGGUCUCUGGCACUGGACUUGGGCAGCUCUGGAGGACCUGGAUGUGAAUACUGCAGGAUAACCAGAGCUGAUGUCAAGAGGGCUCUAGGUUUCAACUCCAUCGAAGCGUUUGGAAGUUGUGUUCCAUGGCCAUGUUAUGCGUUGCUUGGAAAGGAAGACCCCGAAAUCUGUCGGCACUAUGUCCAAGCACCAAAUGAUGUGACGGUUGAGUUUGUACCUGAGCCAAGCCCCAAAUCUGACACCAUUGUUGUCUCCUGGAAGCCCAGCUACUAUGGGAUUGCCUUCCUGCGAGGCUUUCAGGUGUCCCUCCAGGCUCUGGGAGGGUCGAGUGUUGCCUGUCAGCUCUUUCUCUUCCACCGUAACCUGUCACUGCUGGCAUCGCAUGCUCAGAGGGUGUACAAGUCAGACCCAUUCCCCGGCCUCCCCCUUGGGUCCCAGUAUGCCGUUACGGUCAUGGCCCUGCCGGUGCCUGAGGAAUGGGAGAAGUUCUACCACAGCAAGAUCUUCUCCACACGCUCAUGUGCGGAGAAGAAUGGUCUUGAAAAGUGCAAGAAAGACUGGUACCCCGGACAUAUCGAGGUCCGGCAGAAAGGGACUGCCAUCAAUGUGACCUUUAACCUGGCUCCCCCAGAGCUGGGCAUCAGCAGCUACUUCUCACAGUGCUACGCAAACGGCAUCAUGACACACGUGGACAUAACACCUAAUUCUUCCAAAAGUGAAACCCACCACAGCUAUUGGAUGAAUGACCUUCAAGAAGGCACCAACUACACUUGUGAGAUUGCAGCUAACGAAGUGGAUGCAGUGAGAAAAACAUUCAAUGUCGUGGUCACGCGUAUUCAAAGAGAAGGAGCCACGCCACUCUCCGUCACUCCCUCCUUGGCUCUGAUGCUUCCAGUGUGCCUGGCUGCGGUAGCCAUUAUUGUAAUCUUACUGGCCGCUCUCACCGGGUUGACGCCCAAGCUGCAAUUGCAAAAACUCUACAUGAAACAAGAGCGCCUUCCUUAUACCUCCGGCCUGUCUUUGCCAAUACCGGCAUCGGAUGACAUACGUCACGGAGAGAGUGGGACACCGGAGGAAGUGGUGUCCUUACCUGGAAACGGACUCACCCCUCCUCGUCUUCUGAUUUGCUACAGCAGCUAUGAUGGCCCUGCUCAUGUCAAAGCCGUCAUGCACCUGGGGGCUUUUAUACAGCAGCACAUGGCCACUCAGGUGUGCCUGGACCUGUGGGACUCUCUGAGUGUGGCUGGGGAAGGCAGUAUGGCGUGGCACUGCCGGCAGAUCAGGGAGAGCGACUUCAUCUUGGUGAUCUGUUCUCGGGGCCUCAACCACAGACCUGGAGCUCCAGAACCAGAGGGCAGCGGCGAAGAUGAGAGGGCCGACGGUGGGCUGGACUUUGGACACAAUGCCUUCAGCUCUGACGCAGCCGUGCAACUCAUCGGAGAGGAGGUGGGCCGAGCCAAAGCCAGGGGCCAGGACCUGUCCAAAUACAUGGCGGCUGUUUUUGAGUACUCUGAGGAAACGGACAUCCCUACUGAGCUGAGGCUGGUUUCUCACUACAGGCUGACAAGUGACUUAGCGCUGCUGUUCUCACACCUCCACGGGGUAGCUCUGCAUAGACCGGGGGGUUACCUGAAGAUCAACCACAUCUCAGAGGAAGGCUUCACUAAGUUACCAGCUGGAGCAGCUCUACAGCGGGCUAUCUAUGAGGCAGGAGUGGCAAUGAGGGCAAAAAGACAUCACUCUGUGGAAGGAAGGGACUAAAACCCUGAUUUAAUGAGAGCUCUGAAACCAGUGUAAGAGAAAGGCUGGCCUGAAGAUGUGGCCACAAACCUGAUGGCUCCAUAUCUGGUCAGAUCAUGAGCUUAGCCACCUCUGCCUCAUUUGUAAUACGAUGGCAAUAACUGUGCACUUUGACCAAUGAAAUAUGUUCACAUGCAACACAUGCGUGUGUACAGGAAGGAUUUGUAAAAAGAACAAUUAUAAAAUGUGUGUCAUGGUUACUAAAGCUAUCUCAGUCUUGCAAAUGUAUUUGGUAGGUAUUCUUUGCUUGUUUUCUUGCAGUGUCAUGUAACAAGCUAUUAUGAAACGAUGUAAGCCUUGUACAUAAAUACAUUAUUAAUCUCCUACUUGAGUUAUUGAAGUUAUUCCAUGAGAAUGUCUGCCUUGACGUAGGCUACAUAUUGAACCUUAUAUACAUGUAUGUUUAGAGUCAUGCUUAUAUUUUAUUUAUACAUGUGUUUAUCUCAUUUGCCCAUAUAAAAACAGUUUAAUUGGUCCUAUCAUUUUAAUUUUUUUAUGUUACUGAUGUGAGCUUACACCGAUGGAUAAAUGUGAUUAUCUCACAUUUUUUAUUAUAUAUAUUUUUUUGUGAAAUA
Molecule: messenger RNA, 2582 nt
Organism: Acanthopagrus latus (yellowfin seabream)
Lineage: Eukaryota; Metazoa; Chordata; Actinopteri; Spariformes; Sparidae
Product: interleukin-17 receptor D
Exons: 13
Coding region: 1-1968 (655 amino acids)
Molecular function (GO): interleukin-17 receptor activity
Source: RefSeq, a predicted model, not a curated record